AUGCGGGAGCACCAAUCUCACUCCCGCGCCGCCAUGCCCCCGCCAGGAAAGGCUGCGGCUCCCUUCUCCUGCCUCUCCUCCCAGUGCUUCGACCUCCUCACCAGGUCCUGCGUGGAGUGCUCUGAACUGUUCAAGGAUAACACAACAAAGCCUACCUGCACAGUGCCCACCUCUACUUUGGUGCCCACCCUCCCCUCAGUGGACCUGCCCAACACUGUCCUGGUCAUCGGGAUCCCAGUGGCAGUGGUGAUCAUCCUGGCUCUGGCUGCUCUCUGGGUCUUCCUGGCCUGCAAGGCACGGAAGCAGAGAAGGAAGAGGAAAGCAGUGGACGAGGAGGCCAAAGGAAACAUGGAUGCCACCAGCACUCUGCCUAGUCCAAGCUACCAGGACCCUGCCAUGGUGGAGGGAGAUAUCACCUUGACACCAACUCCGUAUCCACAUCUCAAUGAAGGCCUGAAGAUGAUGGAGCCACCCAGAAAAGCCCCGGCGAAGCAGAGCCCAUGCUGCCAGGGUGAUGCCAACGGUGACGUCGUCCUGCUCUCCGCUGCGUACCCCCGGCACGAGGAGUGCCACCACGGCUUCCCACUGCCUGCCACUGAGCUGGGUGCCACGGUCCUGGUCACGACCAAAACCACCCAGAACUGUGCCUGA
This is a messenger RNA of Pogoniulus pusillus (Red-fronted tinkerbird), 651 nucleotides long. RefSeq names its product TNF receptor superfamily member 13C (gene TNFRSF13C). Bases 1 to 651 code for a protein of 216 amino acids. Gene Ontology annotation, molecular function: signaling receptor activity. Gene Ontology annotation, biological process: T cell costimulation; positive regulation of B cell proliferation; tumor necrosis factor-mediated signaling pathway. The record is from RefSeq and is a predicted model, not a curated record. Gene Ontology annotation, cellular component: external side of plasma membrane. NCBI's taxonomy places the organism in Eukaryota, Metazoa, Chordata, Aves, Piciformes, Lybiidae. The transcript is spliced from 3 exons.